Lottia gigantea (owl limpet) is the source of this 483-nucleotide messenger RNA. RefSeq lists its product as hypothetical. The transcript has a single exon. The record is from RefSeq and is a predicted model, not a curated record. NCBI's taxonomy places the organism in Eukaryota, Metazoa, Mollusca, Gastropoda, Lottiidae. The annotation marks the transcript as partial.
AAUAACCUCAGUUAUAAAACCUACCCCUCUAAUAACCUCAGUAAUAAAACCUACCCCUCUUAUAGCCUCAGUAAUAAAACCUACCACUCUAAUAGCCUCAGUUAUGAAACCUACCCCUCUAAAAGCCUCAGUUAUAAAACCUACCCCUCUAAUAGCCUCAGAUUUAAAACCUACCCCUCUGAUAGCUUCAGUAAUAAAACCUACCCCUCUAAUAGCCUCAGUUAUGAAACCUACCCCUCUAAAAGCCUCAGUUAUGAAACCUACCCCUCUAAUAGCCUCAGUUAUGAAACCUACCCCUCUAAAAGCCUCAGUUAUGAAACCUACCCCUCUAAUAGCCUCAGUUAUGAAACCUACCACUCUAAUAGCCUCAGUUAUGAAACAUACCCCUCUAAAAGCCUCAGAUAUAAAACUUACCCCUCUAAUAGCCCCAGUAAUAAAACUUACCCCUCUAAUAGCCUCAGUCUCCUGUUGUUCUAUAUCUGA